CGCCGCUCCGACAUGAGGGGCAGGCGGGGCAGGCCGCCCAAGCAGCCCGCCGCCCCCGCCGACCGCUGCGCCCCGGCCCCGCCGCCGCCGCCGCCGCCGCCGCCGCCGCCGCCGCCCCCGCCCGCCGGGCCCAUCGGGGGGCUGCGCUCCCGGCACCGCGGGAGCAGCCGGGGCAGGUGGGCCGCCAACGCCCAGGCGGAGGUGGCGCCCAAGGCGCGGCUGGGCUCGACCCGGGGGGGCGGCGGCCGCAGGAAACAAGGCUCCGGGACCGCGGCCGCCGCCGCCGCCGCCGCCGCUCCCCCCGCCGGCAACGCCGCCGCUGCCGCCACCCCGGGCCGGGCGGGCCGCGGAGGCGGCGGCGGGGGCAGAACGGCCGCCCCCGGCCCCCACCCGCCCCGGCCCACCCCGUCCAGGAGGACCAUCAGCAAAGUGGUCUACGAUGACCACGAGAGCGAGGAGGACGACGACGACGACGACGAGGAGGACAUGGUGUCCGACGAGGACGACGACGAGGAGGAAGAGGGGGACGCGGAGGAGGCGCGCGACUCGGACGGAGAGGGGGACGACGACGACGAGGAGGAGGAUCUCAUGGAAGAGGAGGACGAGUCCGACUAUCCCGAGGAAAUGGAAGACGACGACGAUGCCAGCUACUGCACCGAGAGCAGCUUCAGGAGCCACAGCACCUACAGCAGCACCCCAGGUAGGAGAAGACAAAGAGUGCAUCGUCCUCGUUCUCCAAUAUUGGAAGAAAAAGACAUCCCACUCCUUGAAUUUCCUAAAUCCUCCGAGGACUUAAUGGUGCCUAAUGAGCACAUAAUGAAUGUUAUUGCCAUCUAUGAGGUACUGCGGAACUUUGGCACUGUUUUACGUUUAUCUCCUUUUCGUUUUGAGGACUUCUGUGCUGCUCUGGUAAGUCAAGAGCAGUGCACACUUAUGGCAGAGAUGCAUGUCGUGCUUCUGAAGGCAGUUUUGCGUGAAGAAGACACUUCAAAUACUACCUUUGGACCCGCUGAUCUGAAAGAUAGUGUGAAUUCCACACUGUAUUUCAUAGAUGGAAUGACGUGGCCAGAGGUUCUGAGGGUAUAUUGUGAAAGCGACAAAGAAUACCAUCACGUUCUUCCUUAUCAAGAAGCAGAAGAGUACCCUUAUGGACCAGUAGAGAGUAAAAUCAAAGUUCUUCAGUUUCUAGUGGAUCAGUUUCUAACGACCAAUAUUGCUCGUGAAGAGUUGAUGUCUGAAGGGGUGAUCCAGUACGAUGACCAUUGUAGGGUUUGUCACAAACUUGGGGAUUUGCUCUGCUGCGAAACUUGCUCAGCAGUGUACCAUCUGGAGUGUGUGAAGCCGCCUCUGGAAGAGGUACCGGAGGACGAGUGGCAGUGCGAAGUCUGUGUGGCACAUAAGGUUCCUGGGGUGACUGACUGUGUUGCUGAAAUCCAAAAAAAUAAACCGUACAUUCGACACGAGCCCAUUGGAUAUGACCGAGGUCGGCGGAAAUACUGGUUCCUAAACAGAAGACUCAUUAUAGAGGAAGAUUCAGAAAAUGAGAAGGAUAAAAAACUUUGGUACUAUAGCACAAAGGUCCAGCUGGCAGAAUUAAUUGAAUGCCUAGACAAAGAUUACUGGGAAGCUGAGCUUUGCAAAACUCUGGAAGAAAUGAGUGAAGAGAUCCAUCGGCACAUGGACAUAACUGAAGACCUGACAAAUAAGGCCCGGGGUAGUAACAAAUCUUUCCUGGCUGCAGCAAACGAUGAGAUUUUGGAGUUUACCAGGUCCAAAAGAGGCGACAUAGGAGAUGAUGCUAGGAGCCCAGCUUCUGAGGAAACAGAAAAGGACAAAAAUGAGGCUGAGAACCAAAGCCCAAAAGAUUCUGACAAAAACAAGGAGGAACUUGCUGACCAAUCUCAAGAAAAAACAUCCGAUGAGGAUUCUGAAAAAGGAAAAUCAGAGGAACCAACAGACUUUGGAGAUAAAGGUAACUCUGUGGCAACCAAUACGGGCGACAGCACCACAGAUGCUUCUGCAGGAGAGACUAGUCCCUCUGAAGGGAAGAGCACAAUUGGGUGUCCUUCAGAAACCCAUGAUAGCAACAACGUGGCAGAGGAGAAGGUGGCAUCUGAGCUCCCCCAGGAUGCAUCAGAAGAAACUUCCAAGACAAGUGACAGCAACACUGGUACUGAUACAGCCGUCAUCCCAUUCCCGUCCAAUAUGGAAAACAGCAACGGUGGCAGCGAGCUCAGUUCUUCCCAGGGUGAACUGCUUACUAAACCGUCGGAUGACUCUGAAAGUGUCAGAGGAGACUCCCCACUUCCUGCCUGUAGUCAAGAGGAGCUGGGAGAUUUCAAAUCGGAGAAGUCUAACGGGGAGAGGAGCGAGUCCCCAGGCGCGGGGAAAGGAACCCCUGGCUCCACCCGUAUGGUCACGAGACUGCGAAAUCCUGACAGCAAGCUGAGUCAGAUGAAGAGCCAGCAGGUUGCAGCAGCAGCUCAAGAAGCAAAUAAAUUAUUUAAGGAAGGCAGGGAGGUCCUGGUGGUUAACUCCCAAGGAGAAAUUUCCAAGUUGAAUGCCAAGAAGGAAGUCGUGAUGAAAGGAAAUAUCAACAACUUUUUCAAGCUAGGUCAAGAGGGGAAGUAUCGCGUUUAUCACAAUCAGUACACCACCAAUUCAUUUGCACUGAACAAGCACCAGCACAGAGAGGACCAUGAUAAGAGACGACAUCUCUCACAUAAAUUUUGUCUGACUCCAGCUGGAGAGUUCAAAUGGAAUGGUUCAGUACAUGGGUCCAAAGUUCUUACCAUAUCCACUUUGAGGUUAACUAUCAUCCAGCUAGAGAACAACAUCCCAGCAUCAUUCCUUCAUCCCAACUGGGCCUCGCACAGGUCAAACUGGAUUAAGGCUGUUCAGAUGUGUAGUAAGCCUAGAGAAUUUGCACUAGCCUUGGCCAUUUUGGAGUGUGCAAUUAAACCAGUUGUCAUGCUGCCGAUAUGGCGAGAAUCCCUGGGACAUACCAGAUUACACAGAAUGACAUCAAUUGAAAGAGAAGAAAAGGAGAAGGUAAAAAAAAAGGAGAGAAAACAAGAGGAGGAAGAAACAAUGCAACAGGCUACGUGGGUGAAAUAUACAUUUCCAAUCAAGCAUCAGGUUUGGAAACAAAAAGGAGAAGAAUAUCGAGUAACGGGUUAUGGUGGUUGGAGCUGGAUCAGUAAAACACAUGUUUAUAGGUUUGUGCCUAAAUUACCAGGAAAUACUAAUGUGAAUUACAGAAAAAUGCUAGAAGAAGAUAGUGAAAGUGGUGAAAAUCAGUGUGAAUUGGAUAAAAGAAAAAGUCCAACAAAAGUAAAAAUAGAGAAUGAUGUUCAAAAGAGCAAAGAAGAUGUUUCAGAGACUUCACAAGAAUAUUCCUGUGGAAGAAAAAGACCUAUCAAGGAAGAACCUAUGGAGGUAGAUGAAGUGAAGAGCGAAUCCCCCUUUCCAAGUGAGGAAAGUUCUCUUCCAAGUGAUUUGAUAAAUGUCAGUGAAGGUCUUCAUCUAAGGACUAGCUCAAAGAAAGUAAAAUCAUCCAAAUUAGAUGGACUGCUUGAAAGGAGAGUUAAACAGUUUACACUGGGAAAGCAAAGGCUUGAAAAGAUAAAAUUGGAAACUGGUGUUAAAAUCCUUGGGAAAACCUCUUUAGGUUCCUUCAAGAGCACUCCUGAAUCCCAGGUAUUGAUGACAAAAGAAGGGAGUCAGACCGACCUGAAUGAAGAAAAAACCCAACAUUCAAGUAGUAACAAAACUGAAGGUUUGAUUCAGACAUGUUCACAAAAUAACCAGUCUUCCGAUAUCAAUUCAGGUGAUCCUGUUGAGACCACUUUGCCUCACACAGGUAAGCUUUCAGACGAAGUCUCCGAUCAGUUUUCAGGUCCAGACCUUCCAAAACAUAGCUCUGUUGGGUUACGAAAGCCCCUCCCAGAUGACGGAAACUCGAAGCACCUACGACAGAGGUGUUCUGACUACCCCUGGAACAACAGCCUUAAAGAAAAACCUAGGGAACUGGUGCAUGCCUCAGAAACUAACAGCACUUUGGACAAAAGUUCUGAGACGGGGCCCACUCGAGAGAAAGAAGAGGAGGAUGAGAUUGCUCAGAGUAUCAAUGAAAAUAUUCCCGACUGCAGGAAAAGAGAGUAUCAUGAACCAGUUUUUGAAAGUCCAAAAACAUUUGAAAACUGAACUUCGGAGUCCAAGGUAAAAGCCAGUGACGAAUAUGCCUAACACCCUAAGAUGACUGAAGCUAAUGGGGAGAAGCCAAGUCGGAAAGAACUCAGAGCAAGUCUGGUCAAUAAAUGUCAUGAUCAGGUAAUUCUGAAGAAUAAUACUGAAAAAAAUAACGAAAAUGGGGAAACAGAGAAGAAAGAGAAAGAAAAAUCAACUGCAUUUCACAUUAAUGGCAACAGUGAACUUAAAAUAUUUUCAAAGGAUGACUGUUUGAAGGAGAUCCCUGAUAGUAAGGCAGGAGCUGAUGACGCCGGAACCAAGGCUAAUAAUGUCACUAAAACAAUCCGCCGAUCAUGAUUCAAAACCAUCCCGGUGAGAGAACCAGCUGUAAAGCCAUUUAUGAAUGGAGACGUCACCAUGAAGAUUGAAUGAGAACUUAACUCGGAUACAAGGUCUUGCGUACAUUCUUCGGAUGCUGAUAGUGAACCCCUAGAGAGGCUGGAGAAAACUUCUCCUCCAAAAGAGCCAGAGGGUAUCCCAACGACCGCCACCUCUCCACGAUCUCCACUGUCCUGUAAAGAAAGCGGUCAUCCUGAAUCAAGUAGAAAGUAUGGAGGACUUGAAACUCAGAGGAUUAAGGAAGUACUCCUUUCACCUGUUCACUUCUGAAGAGGGAAUCUAUGCCUCAGUAGUGAUUUUCUUGAUCAGAAUUGGUCCUACCGGUAGACAGAGUUGAGGAUGUUCAAUGGAGAAAGCGAAUAAGAAAAAACGGUUGAUCCACAGAAGUUUACCACCACCACGUCGUACCCAUUGCCAACAGAGUCAAAAAGGGUAUUUUCAGUGGCAGAAACGGCCUCUCAGGAAGAUAAACCAGCAUUAGUGUCCUCCGCAGAGAACUGUGCAUGUGUCCACCGUAACACCACCACCACCACCACUGUAACCAAGCUGACACACCCAUUUCCGACAGUAACGUUGACGUCAUCUCGUGAAGGAACACAGUAAACCGUGGUCACGACGACAGUAACCGACUCGCUCACCACUGCAGGAGGCACCUUAGUCACUUCCAUGACUGUGAGCAAGGAAUAUUCUACAAAAGAUAAAGUGAAGCUGAUGAAAUUUCAAAGGCCCAAAAAGCCCGUUCUGGAACAGGCUCUGCCAUCCUAUAGGAAAUUUGUAACUAAGAGCAGCAAAAAGAGUAUAUUUGUUUUGCCCAAUGAUGACUUAAAAAAGUUGGCCAGAAGAGGAGGCAUCCGAGAGGUCCCUUGUUUUAAUUACACACGCAAAGCCUGCCUUGGAUAUAUGCCUUACCCGUCCCCAAGACCAACGUUUGGAAUCACGUGGAGGUAUGGACUUUAAGAAUUUGCUCAAACAGUGAAAUCACUGGCUGGAGUAAGCCUAAUGUUGCGGUUACUUUGGGCGAGCUUAAGGUGGGAUUGACAUGGCAGCCAAAACCCUCCUGGGGGAGGGACAACCCGAACAGAAACAUCAGAAACAGAAAUUACAACAACUGAAAUAAUCAAGAGGAGAGAUGUUGGACCCUAUGGUAUUCGAUCUGAAUAUUGUAUCAGGAUCAUUUGCCCCAUUGGCGUUCCAGAGGCCCCAAAAGAAACUCCUACACCUCAAAGGAAAGGCCUUCGAUCGAGUGCCCUGAGGCCGAAGAGACCCGAGACCCCUAAGCAAACAGGCCCUGUUAUAAUUGAAACCUGGGUUGCAGAAGAAGAAUUAGAAUUAUGGGAGAUCAGGGCAUUUGCAGAAAGAGUGGAGAAAGAAAAGGCACAGGCAAUUGAACAGCAAGCUAAGAAACGCUUGGAGCAGCAGAAACAGUUACCAACAGUAGUUUCGUCUUCUACCGCUCCUGCAACAAGCAGUACAGCCAAUGCGGUCUCCACCCCCCAGAAAGUGGUGGCGGGCCCCUUAUCUGGUCCGGUGUCCACAGGAACCAAAGUGGUUCUGACAACUAAAGUGGGGUCUCCGGCUACAGUAACAUUCCAGCAGAACAAGAACUUUCACCAAACAUUUGCCACCUGGGUUAAACAAGGCCAGUCGAAUGCAGCCACCAGCACAGCGGCCACUUCCGCCACCACAAUUGCCAGCACAGGUCAGACGUUCCAGAUUACAAGCAGUCCAGUAACUAUGGCAGGAAAAGUAAUCACCAAGCUGCCACUUCCUGCAAACAGCAAGAUUGUCGCCGUCAAUGUGCCAACGACGCAAGGAGGUGUGGUUCAAGUUCAACAAAAAGUACUGGGUAUCAUUCCACCAGGUACAGGGGCGAGCCAGCAAACCUUUACCUCAUUCCAGCCAAGGACGGCAACGGUCACCAUUAGGCCAAACACCCCAGGGACCGUAGGUGCCGCAAGCACAUCACAAGUAAUCACAGGAACCCAGAUCCGUUCCGGUAUGACAGUGAUAAGAACACCGCUCCAACAGUCAACUCUUGGAAAAGCCAUCAUCCGAACACCUCUGGUGGUUCAGCAAGGUCAGUCUCAACAAGUAGUAACACAGAUCAUAAGAGGGCAGCCUGUUUCCACCGCAGUGUCUAGUGCUAGCACUGUCCCUUCGAGUCCCGGACAGAAGGUAGUAACAACCUCUGGAACGGCCUCACAGCAUAUACCACCACAGCCUUCAACUCCUCAAGCCACUCGGCCCCAGCAAGGCCAGGUGAAGCUUACCAUGGCCCAGCUCACACAGCUAACCCAAGGACAGGGUGGCAGUCAGGGUUUGACAGUUGUAAUUCAGGGACAGGGUCAAACUACUGGACAAUUGCAGUUGAUCCCUCAGGGGGUGACAGUAAUUCCAGGACCGGGACAACAGUUAAUGCAGGCUGCAAUGCCAAAUGGUACCAUUCAGAGAUUCCUUUUUACCCCACUGCCAGCAGCAGCCACAGCAGCCACAACAGCCAGCACCACCACCACCACAGUUUCCACUUCAACCACAGCUACGAGUGAACAGAAACAAACCUCCCCGACACCCCAGACCCAAGGACAGCAAACCCAACCGCUUCCACCAGCUCAGCCACCAAUUCAGAGCCAGCCACAAACCCAAUCUCCGGCCCCAACACAGACUGCUCAAUCUUCCGCUCAACCCCAGGCCCCAACACAGGCACCCCAGCCCCCAGGGCAAUCUGAAGUCCAGGCCCAAGCAGAAGCCCAGGCCCAAGCCACCGUUCCAUCCCCAGAUACAUCCGAACCUCAACCUUCUCUCACACAGACAACCAAACCCCAAACAGGGGAGGAGCAGCCUCCAAGUCAGGGCCAGGGACAGUCUCCCGCUGGAGGGCAGAGUCCGCCACAGACGAACAUCCACCCACCAACCCCAUCCGAAGUACCCGCCGCCCAGGCGGCCCAAGUUCCGACUUCAAGUCCACCGCAGGUGCAAAAUCAGUCUCAUCCGUCCGUCCCGAUUCCACCGCAGGCGCCACAGCCGUCACAGCCUCAACUCCAGUCCACUGUUCAGACCCUUCCGGCCACCCCAGCUUUAAACCAAGUCACCGUCCAAUCUCCGUCCCGCCCUCAACUGCAAAUUCAACAGCCUCAGACUCAAGUCAUCACCGUUCCACAGCUUCAGCAGCAAGUACAGGUUCUCUCUCAAAUCCAGUCUCAUGUGGUGGCUCAGAUACAGGCUCAGCAGGGGGUUGUGCCUCAGCAAAUCAAGCUCCAGUUACCCAUUCAGAUUCAGCAAACCAGCCCUGUGCAGACGCACCAGAUCCAGAAUGUGGUCACGGUGCAGGCGGCCAGCGUGCAAGAACAACUGCAGAGGGUUCAGCAGCUCAGGGAGCAACAGCAAAAGAAGAAACAGCAGCAGAUUGAAAUUAAGCGUGAGCACAGCCUCCAGGCCUCUAAUCAGAGUGAAAUCAUCCAGAAGCAGGUGGUGAUGAAGCAUAAUGCUGUGAUAGAACACUUAAAACAAAAAAAGACUAUGACACCAGCUGAAAGAGAAGAAAACCAGAGAAUGAUAGUAUGUAACCAGGUCAUGAAGUAUAUUUUGGAUAAGAUCGAUAAGGAGGAAAAACAGGCAGCUAAGAAGCGAAAACGGGAGGAGAGUGUGGAACAGAAACGUAGCAAGCAAAAUGCUACCAAGCUGUCAGCUCUGCUCUUCAAACACAAAGAACAACUGAAAGCUGAAAUAUUGAAAAAGAGAGCCCUGCUAGACAAAGAUCUUCAAAUAGAAGUGCAGGAAGAGCUAAAGAAAGACCUCAGUAAAAUUAAGAAGGAAAAGGAGAAAGCACAGGCAGCAGCGGCAGCAGCCACAGCAGCAGCCGCAGCUCCUCCACCUCCUCCACCGCCGCCUCCGCCGCCGCCACCGCCACCACCGGUACAGCACCCACAUGCAGCCAGUGUCACAUCGACGCCAACGGUACCCACACCCGUAUCCUCCCAGAAGCGAAAGCGAGAGGAGGAGAGAGAGUCUUCGGCUUCCAAGUCCAAGAAAAAGAAAAUGAUCUCUACUACCUCAAAGGAAACCAAGAAGGACACAAAGCUUUACUGCAUCUGUAAAACGCCUUACGACGAAUCUAAAUUUUACAUCGGUUGCGAUCGAUGUCAGAACUGGUAUCACGGGCGCUGUGUGGGUAUUCUGCAAAGUGAGGCAGACCUCAUUGAUGAGUAUGUCUGUCCACAAUGUCAGUCAACGGAGGAUGCUAUGACAGUCCUUAGUCCACUGACCGAUAAAGAUUAUGAGGGAUUGAAACGAGUGCUGCGUUCUCUACAGGCUCACAAAAUGGCAUGGCCUUUCUUGGAACCAGUUGAUCCCAAUGAUGCCCCAGAUUACUAUGGCGUUAUUAAGGAACCUAUGGACCUUGCCACCAUGGAAGAACGGAUACAAAAGCGUUAUUACAAAAAGCUGACAGAAUUUGUGGCAGAUAUGACCAAAAUUUUUGAUAACUGUCGUUACUACAAUCCAAGUGACUCCCCUUUUUACCAAUGUGCAGAAGUUCUUGAAUCAUUCUUUGUACAAAAACUGAAAGGAUUCAAAGCAAGCAGGUCACAUAACAACAAACUGCAGUCUACAGCUUCUUAGAGUUCAACGUGUUUCCUUAACACAAAACACAGCAAGAAUCUGGUUGUCUGAAUUUUUUUUUUUUAAAGAAGCCAGAUGUUUUUAGUCAGGUUAUCCUGACAAGAGUUGACCUAAACUGCAUUUUUAUCAGUCACAACAGUCACCAUAUUCUUGGCCUAUUUUGUCCAACGGACAAAGGAAAAACAAAAUCAGCAGCACCACUUUCUUGUCAAGAUCCAAUUGUUGUACUAUUGUGGCAGAAGCAGGAAAACUUUGUUUUAUUGAGAGAGAGAAAGAGAGAGAGAGAGAGAGAGAGAGAGAGAAAAGGAAAGCAAGAAAAAAGAUAAAUGGGGUCACAUUUAACUCCAUGGAAAUGCCACGUCUGCUCUUCAGUGAAGAAGCUGGUGUAAAGUCCACACAGAAAACUUUGACUGUAUUUAUUUAUUGUUGCAAAAAAGACGCUUUUUUAUUGCUGCCCUCAUUUGUCAGCUAAUUAUUUUUUCUUAUAAAAUCCAGCCCCGGUUACAUGUAAUCCAUUCUGUAUCUUAUCAUGAUUCCUGUAGGUAAAAAAAAGUACAAGACAACCUCUAGAUGUCUUUUCUUUCUAUGAAAGGAGCUGCUAUGUACACAUGUGCACACACACACACACACACACAUACAUACAUACAUACACACACAGAGAAAACUGGGAAUCAACAAUGAGUUUAUUGUUCAUGGUAGAUAAAAAUUAAGCUUGCAUAAAGGUUGGGCUAAGUAGUCGUCGACUACAGACUCUGUUGCCUUGAAUAUAACAAAACAAUUUGUCAUUUACUCUGCACCAGACUGAAAUGAGUAAAAUCUAUUUGAAGGUAUCUUGUUUGUAAACAUUUGUCAGAUUCUAAUUUUUUCUUUUUGUAUUAAAUUCAAAAUAUGGAUGUAUAUGAAACAAAAUAAAUGGAGAUCAUUGUUCUCCCACAGAUG
Ornithorhynchus anatinus (platypus) is the source of this 10146-nucleotide messenger RNA. RefSeq names its product bromodomain PHD finger transcription factor (gene BPTF). Gene Ontology annotation, cellular component: NURF complex. The record is from RefSeq and is a predicted model, not a curated record. Gene Ontology annotation, biological process: regulation of transcription by RNA polymerase II. Gene Ontology annotation, molecular function: RNA polymerase II cis-regulatory region sequence-specific DNA binding. Lineage: Eukaryota; Metazoa; Chordata; Mammalia; Monotremata; Ornithorhynchidae.